Molecule: messenger RNA, 2128 nt
Organism: Acyrthosiphon pisum (pea aphid)
Lineage: Eukaryota; Metazoa; Arthropoda; Insecta; Hemiptera; Aphididae
Product: peptidyl-prolyl cis-trans isomerase sig-7
Exons: 9
Coding region: 355-1773 (472 amino acids)
Biological process (GO): protein peptidyl-prolyl isomerization
Cellular component (GO): nucleus
Molecular function (GO): RNA binding; peptidyl-prolyl cis-trans isomerase activity
Source: RefSeq, a predicted model, not a curated record
GCUGCUGCAGCGGUCGGCGCUCAGCAGUCAGCACGGUUGUAUAUUAUCUUAAACCGUACUGCUCAGUAAGUUAUCCAAUCGGCAAUCAUCAUUCAUCAAUAUUCAAUAGUACAUACUACAUUUCGUUCUUUGGAUCUUUUUUAAUUGGAGAAGUUGAAAGUCAAUUUCUUGACUACGAAGUUAUCACUAUUUACAUUGGCUACUCGUUUUUAAGGAUAAUUUGUAUCUACCAAUUAUUUUUAAAACAAAUAUAUAUAAACCGUUAUGGCAAUGAUAAACAAUUUUUUUCCACACAUUUUUGCCAAGAACUGAAGAAACUACCUAAGUUUGGAAAAUACCAUCAAGAUUUAAAUCAUGUCUGUAGUUCUUGAAACUACUAUUGGGGAUUUAACAAUUGAUUUGUUUACAAAAGAAAGACCUCACUCUUGCAAAAACUUUCUGAAGCUAUGUAAAUUAAAAUAUUACAACUUUUGUCUCUUUCAUCAUGUACAAUCAAAUUUUGUGGCUCAAACAGGCGAUCCAACAGGUACUGGAUCUGGAGGACAAUCAGUAUAUGGAAUUUUAUCAGGAAAAGAUGCAAGAUACUAUGAGGGAGAAAAAAAACCAAAAAUUAAACAUGAUCGACCUGGACUUGUUUCAAUGGUUAAUUGUGGUGAUAAUUUAAUUGGAUCACAAUUCUUUAUAACUUUAGGUGAAGAUACAACUUGUUCAUUAGAUGAACAUAUUGUUUUUGGUGAAAUAGCUGAAGGUCAUGAUGUAUUAUUAAAAUUAAAUGAGACAAUUUGUGAUGCUACACAUCGACCAUAUCAGGAUAUAAGAAUCACACAUACAGUCAUCUUGGAAGAUCCAUAUUCUGAUCCUGAUGGUUUAAUUGUACCUUGUCAAUCUCCUGAACCACCAUUAGAAGUACUUCAGAGCGAUAGAAUUGGAGCAGAUGAAGACAUCACUGAAGAUAUAGAUAUUGAAGAAUUAGAAGAAAAACGACAAGAAAAAGAAGCUCUAGCUCGUGCUACCAUUCUUGAAAUAGUUGGAGAUUUACCUUCUGCUGAUAUUGCACCUCCUGAAAAUGUUUUAUUUGUGUGUAAGCUAAAUCCAGUAACCAGUGAUGAUGAUUUACAAAUAAUAUUUAGCAGAUUUGGUAAAAUAGUAAGUUGUGAAGUUAUUAGAGAUAAAAAGUCUGAGAAUUCUCUUCAAUAUGCUUUUGUUGAAUUUGAUAAUCAAAAAUCAUGUGAAGACGCUUACCUGAAGAUGGACAAUGUACUAAUUGACGAUCGCCGAAUUCAUGUAGAUUUCAGCCAAAGUGUAUCAAAAAUUAAAUGGUUAGGCAAAGGACGAGGAGUAAAAUACACUGAUAAAGAUGAUGAAGGAAAAAAUAUAAGUGAUAAAUAUUCUAAGUACAGAAAUAAGAAAAGAGAUAGUCAUGUCUCAAGAAAUAAUUACAUUAAAAAUAAAAUGUCAAUUCAUGAAUCAAAACGUCAUAGAAAUGAUGAUAAAAACUAUAGAUAUCGAGAAAGUGAAAAAGAAGAACGAGUACCCUAUAACAAAUAUGGGAGAAAUGAUAAAGAUGAAAACAGAAGACGUGAAAAGGAUGAUAAAAUGAAAAAAAAUUACAGAAAUGAAGGAGAAAGGAAAAACCAUAGAAACGAAAGAGAUGGAAAAAAUGAAAAGGACGACAAAAAUAAAAGAAGUAAUAGAGAUGAUAGAAAUAAAAGAAGUGAUAGAGGCGACCGAACCAAAAGAAGUGAUAGACAUGAUAGGGAUAGUCGUAGAUAAGUUAGUAGAUAAUGAGAAAUUAAUAAAACAGUUGAGAAUGACUAAUUAACCAAUUAUGUAUUUAUAUAUAUUGGCAGAAAACUAUUAAGCUUAAAAAUUACUUAGAAAAUGUAUACACUAAUAAAUUUUAGUUGUUACAUUUUUAUUAAAAGUAAAUACAUUGGUACUUGUACCAAAUAUUGAAAACCAUAUAAUAUAGUCUAGUAAAUGACCUCAUAUCAUAGGUAUUUAAGAUUUUUCUUUAUUAAUAUAAAAAUAUAUGGUACGGGCAGUAAAUUUAGUACUUAUUUAUCUUAAUACAUGUAUCAUGUAUCAUGUGUAUUGAAAAUGCAUUAUAUUUUUUUAAUUGAUAAUA